AUGGACGUCGCAGCCGUCUUCCGCCAUGGCGCAGGCAACAUGAUGCCACGAAACCCGCCAUACCAUCACCACCCGCCUCCCAACGCCCCUCCGCAACUCUACCCGGGUCCUUCCCACGCUCCUCCUGCCGGUCGCGAAGAUCCAGAGAGUGACGGUCCCUCCAAUCGCAUUGCCCACACUCUGACAGCUUGCUGUCGCUGUCGCCAGCGUAAAACCAGAUGCGAUCCCACCUUGCCGCGUUGUCUGCCGUGCGAACGCGCCGGCUCGGUUUGCGAAUACUAUGACACCACCAAGGGGAAGAAAAUCAAUCGUAACUAUGUCAUUAAGCUGCAAGAAAAGGUGCGCGCUCUCGAGGCCGAGCUGCGCCAGUACACCGACGACGACAGCGAGUUCUCCCACCUCGACGAGGACAUCGUGCGCCCCGGUGGCCUGGUUCGCCUCAACGACACCGACGAGACCCCGCGCUACCUGGGUCCGAGUAGCGGCAUCGCAAUGACACGCUUGCUGGUCCAGGGCGCCAAGCUCUUUACCGAUUCCAAGCGAAUAUCAGAGUUGAUCCCCGAAGUUCGUGCGCGGAGGAUGACGCGCAUGCAGUCCAUCGUCAUGACGAGAGACCGGAAGAAGAGCUAUCCCAUGAUCAGCGCCCACCCCGCCCAGCACCUGCCAACCAGGCCCAUCGCCAACAAGCUCGUGGACGUCUUUUGCCAGCGAUCCCAAGUAUUUUGGCCAACGUUGCACGAGAAACUAUUCCUGGAUGAUCUCGAGGCGGUGUACGCCGGAGACCCAGACCCCUACAAGAACCUCAUCGUCCGCAUGGUGUUUGCCAUCUCGUUGCAGAAAAUGGAUCCGCAGUAUGCCGGUCUGGCUGACAGCUACUACUUGGCGGCUAUGGAACACUUUGAGCAAGUGUCCCGGCCAAAGGACCUCAAGUCUCUGCAGAGUUUAGCACUCAUCGGCCAAUAUUCUCUCCUUACCCCCACGAGGACUGCCGUAUACUACAUGGUUGGCAUGGCCACGCGCGUUUGCCAAGCAGAGGGCCUGACCGACGAGAAGACCAUAUCCGCCGGGAUCGCCUUGGAUCCCUUGACCCUGGACAUGCGCCGUCGUCUUGCCUACAUCAUCACUUCCAUGGAAGCAGGCCUGGCACACAGCAUGGGCCGACCCAACGGAUUCUCCAAAGCUGACGACCGGAUGGAUGUGGAGCCUUUUGCGACAGUCGACGAUGAGUACAUCACGGCCGACGGCAUUGGCCAGGGGCCUCCAAGCGAGAACAAGCUGGUGGCUUUGCAUUUCUUCAAGAUGCGCAUGGAGCAGGCCGAGAUCAGGAGAGUGCUCUACGAGAAGAAGCGCGACGAGCCCAGGGAUGAGAGCCACCCCUGGUUUGCCAAGAUGGAGAGAGAUAUCCAGAACUGGAUUGACUCUUCACCUCAAAAUCCUGCUUGGUGUAGGCCAUGGUUCACCGGACGCUAUCACCAGAUGCGCAUUUUCCUCUAUCGGCCAUCACCACAAGUACCCAAGCCGUCUCCACGGGCUGCGGGCAUCUGCUUUGAAGGCGCGUCGUACAUUAUCAACUUGUCAAAGCAGCAGAUGGAAAAGGCAGCAGUCGACAUCACUUGGGUGUUCCUCCUCAACCUCUACAUGUCUCUCAACACGCUGCUCUGGACAGUCUCGUAUCCCGAGAUCCGACAGGCUCACCACCGAGACGAGGUGGAAGAGUUGAGUGAUCAGACUCUGGACAUCCUGGAGCAAUGCACUGAGCGUUGGCCAGGAACCGCUCAGGCUGUGCAACUCUACUCCAUCUUUGCCAAGGCAUGCCUUCAGAGCUAUGAUGCCAGAGAUACCCCUAUUCUGCAACCAUCCAGCACUUUCACGACCCCGCCUUCUCUCUUUGACGGCAACUCUCCUCAGGGCUCCGACGUGUCGGCCUCAACAGCGCCAGGCGGCGGGCCGACAUUCAAGGUUAACCCGCCUCACAACCCGCCGCAGUUCGGCUUCGUUUUUGACGCGACCCCCGAAUCCAUGAACACUUACCAGUGGGAUCCCAAUUUCCCCCCUCAUCCAACCUUCCGUUCCAACUCAAUUUGGGGCAACUCGUCUGGUGAAAAUGAACCGAACAUGAAUAUGGGAGGUCGCCGCUUCUCUGCCUAUCCUCCCGAGUCACCACUAGAAGACUCCACUCCACCGGCCACGACCACGCCUGGUUACAAUUCAUCGUCGUCGCCGCCUAGCACCAUCAACAACGCUAUGCCUACACCGCCCGAGUCAUUCAACAGCGGUCCCGUCGGUACGCCAUCAAGCUCGACCAUCUCGCCGCCCCCGAUGGGAACUCCAGCCAUGCCACAGUCUUCGCUACUUGUUCUCCAGCACGGAACACCAGCCAUGGUCCAGCACAGCACAAACAUGUCACCGCCUCCACCGCCUGUUCCUGGAAGCAGAGGCCCCGGUGCCUUUGGUGCUCCGCCGACAUCGAAUCCGGGGGCACCGCAACGCGCGCUGCCGAACUACAACCCGACCACGGACUGGUUCAAUCCGCCACCUCCAUUUAUCAACCCCGACGCGUUUAGCUCGGUGAGCAACAGCUUCUUUGGGGACUCGUUGCAGGUGAAUGGUUUCAACUUGCAAAACCCCGGCUUGGGGCUUGAUCAGUUUGGGGGCCCUUUCAAUUGGUCACAGGAGCGGCAAGGCAGUCUUAGCCAGCAACAGCAGCUGGAGCUAUUGAACGUCCUGGAGAAUGAGGGAAUGAGCGAUAUCGACGCCAUUCUCAAUAUGGGCAUGAAUCACCCACCCCCUGCCGCGAGUGUCUGGCCGCAAGCAUAA
Colletotrichum orchidophilum is the source of this 2817-nucleotide messenger RNA. Its product is annotated as fungal specific transcription factor. The transcript is spliced from 4 exons. Gene Ontology annotation, molecular function: DNA-binding transcription factor activity, RNA polymerase II-specific; zinc ion binding; sequence-specific DNA binding. The coding region runs from base 1 to 2817 and encodes 938 amino acids. The record is from RefSeq and is a predicted model, not a curated record. NCBI's taxonomy places the organism in Eukaryota, Fungi, Ascomycota, Sordariomycetes, Glomerellales, Glomerellaceae. Gene Ontology annotation, biological process: DNA-templated transcription; positive regulation of transcription by RNA polymerase II.